Messenger RNA from Parasteatoda tepidariorum (common house spider), 2408 nucleotides. The record is from RefSeq and is a predicted model, not a curated record. NCBI's taxonomy places the organism in Eukaryota, Metazoa, Arthropoda, Arachnida, Araneae, Theridiidae.
UAUGUUACCACUUUCAAUAGUAAACGAGAUAGUUCUCGGAAUAAAAGAUAUACAAGAAUGUCAUAAAAUCUGAUAUAUCACGCAUCUUAAGGGAAAAUAACAUAAAUGAAUCAUCACUUCAAACAGAUUUUCACAUUAAUGAAACAGAUAUUGCUCUCGAUUCCAUGAAAUCCCCCCAUCUUCGUAAAAAAUUAAUGAGCUAUGGAAAUAUAUUUCCAGUUGAAUAUAAAUUAAGUAGUGGAAAAUCUUUUCAAUAUAUUCCUAUAAUUGAUCAUUUAAAAGCAUUUUGUAAGAAUAGGGAAGUACUAAAAUACAUUUUAAUGCCUUAUGAAACUCAAAAUUCUCUUCUUUGUGAUAUUCAAGAUGACAGCAUAUUUAAACAAAAUAAUUUAUUUAAAGAAUAUCCAAAUAUUCAGAUAAUUUUGUACCUAGAUGAUUUCCUUGUAACUAAUCCUUUAAGGGGUAAUCAAGCUAGACACAAGUUAACUGCGUUUUAUUAUACUAUUGCCAAUUUGCCAUUUACUUUUAGAUCAACUGUUUGUGAUAUGCAAUUAGCCAUCAUUUGUAAAAGAUCAGAUAUUAAGGAGUAUGGAUUCAGACCCAUUUUGACACCUCUUUUAAAGGAUAUAAAACUUUUAGAAGACACAGGUAUAAAUAUUGCUGGUAUAUCAGGAAUAGUAAGGGGUUCUUUAGUGUCAAUUGUUGGAGACAAUUUGGCAUUGCAUGAAAUAGGGAGUUAUACAACAAAUUUUUCUAGCAGUACAGGUCGUUUAUGUGGAUUUUGUAUGGCCACAUAUAAUGCCAUGGAAAGUAAUUUUAAGGAAAAGUAUUUUACACGACGUACAAAACAAACUCAUGAAAGCCAAAUUAACCUCAUAAAUGUAGAUAAUAGCUACAUAAAUUUGUAUGGAUAUAAAUUUAACUCUCCUAUGAAUGAUUUAAGAUAUUUUCAUACUAGUACUAUGCUUCCACCUGAUGCUAUGCACGAUCUACUUGAGGGUAUUGUUCCAUUAGAAUUAGCUCUAAUAAUUAGUGGUUUAAUUAAAAGUAAAUUUAUUAGUCUUCCUUUAUUAAAUAGAAAUUUGGUUUUAAUGAUAAACCCUAUAGACCAUAUGACGUAAAAGUAAACUUUGCAAAAGGAAUUCAAAUGCCAGCUUCCCGUAUGUGGUCUCUUCUUAGAUUCUUACCUUUAAUGAUAGGUAUCUUUGUCCCGGAAAAUGAAAUUGUUUGGGAAUUUCUAUUAAUUUUGAAAGAUAUUGUAGAUAUUAUUUUGUCUCCAGUCAUAAAUACUGAUUAUGUGUCUUUGUUAAAGGAUCUAAUUUAUGAACAUCAUACUAUGUUUACACAAAUAUUUAAAGAAACUAAGUUAAAACCAAGACACCAUUUUUUAGUGCACUACCCAUGACUUAUUUUAGAAUUCGGCCUUCUUGUACAUUUAUGGUCUAUGAGAUUUGAAGCAAAGCAUUUGUAUUUUAAACGUGUUGCCCAGGCUUCUAAAAAUACCAAAAAUUUACCUCUUACAUUAGCACAAAGGCACCAACAGCUAUAAUAUUUUUAUAAUAGUCAAGAAAGGGUCUUAGGAAAAAAAUUUUAUAUUACCAAUGCAAAACCUCUCGAUAAAAAUAUUUAUUCUGCAAAAAUCACCGGCAUUUUAGAAGGCUAUGAACAGUUUUUCCGAACUUCAAAAGUCUCUAGUAUCAGGAAUAGCUUACAAACAAGGAAUGUGUGUAGUUUUAAGUUUUGAAAAAGAAGAACCUAUAUUUGGAAAAAUUAUUAUUAUUUUGUGCAAAGGCACCAAAGUUUUAUUUUUGUGUAAUCUCUAUAAAUCUUGUUAUGUUUUUCACAUAAGAGGUUAUCAACUAAAGAAAUGUAAUGUAAUUAAAAUAAUAGCACCAGAAAAUCUUUUAGAUUCCUCUGUCGGAAUAUAGAUAUGGGAAUGACAGUGUUGUCAUUCCCAAACAUCUUUUAUUUGAUCAUUAGUACAUUUUUAAAUCUGAAUCAUAAAAUUCGUAUCUGAAGUCCUUAGUUUGAGGAAUAACAGGAAUAUAGUUAGAAUCUUAUACUGCUUAGCUGAAAAAACCUUUUGACUGUGUUUCUUUUAUGCUGUUACUGUGUACACCCUCAGCUCAAAAAACAUCAGUUUUUUCUUAUUUACAGAUUUCUAGUUUAAUAAAUUUUUGCUCAAGUUAUGCAUUUUACUUCAUCUAUCUUAUCUUAUUGGUAACCGGAUAUAUGAAAAUUACAUAAAUCGUAAAGAUAUAUAAACAUUGAUUAUUCUUAAAUACUCACCACUAUUUAUUAAUUUGUAAAGAAAUGACAGUAAUUUUUUCCCAACUGAGGGAAUUUUUAAUCUUUUUAUAAAUUAGUAAAAUUUGUUUUCGAAAAAGUAAUUUAGUUAAAUUGUAAUU